AUGCCUGCUUUAACCAAGAUCCUCCGUCCUGCCCUUCGCGCGACCUCUCUCGCCGCUCGCCCCGCCGCCCGCCGCGUUGCGGGCGUGCGUAUUGCUCCGCACAAUGCGCGGUGCAUCGCGACGACGCUGCCGCGCCGGCGCCCCGCCGAGGCAGUGGACAUCACGGACAUUCCGCCGACGCCGAUAACACACCUGUCGGAGACGGAGUCGCUGAUGGCGGACUCGGUGUCCAAGUUCGCGAACGAGGUGGUGCUGCCGCGGGUGCGCGAGAUGGACGAGGAGGAGAAGAUGGACCCCGCCAUUGUCGAGCAGUGCUUCGAGCAAGGGCUGAUGGGCGUCGAGAUCCCGGAGGAGUACGGCGGCGCCGGCAUGAACUUUACUGCCGGCAUCGUCGCCAUCGAGGAGCUGGCGCGCGUCGACCCGAGCGUGUCGGUCAUGGUCGACGUGCACAACACGCUGGUCAACACGGCCUUCUUGAAGUACGGCAGCGUGGAAGUCCAGAAGAGGUGGCUGCCCCAGCUGGCCACGGGCACUGUUGGCUCCUUCUGUCUCUCCGAGCCCGUCUCCGGUUCCGACGCAUUCGCCCUAGCGACCAAGGCCGUCAAGACGGACAAGGGCUACCGCAUUUCCGGAAGCAAGAUGUGGAUCACCAACAGCAUGGAGGCCGGCAUCUUCAUCGUGUUUGCGAACCUUGAUCCCAGCAAGGGCUACAAGGGCAUCACUGCCUUCAUUGUUGAGAAGAACGACCCGGGCUUCUCCAUUGCCAAGAAGGAAAAGAAGCUGGGCAUUCGGGCAAGCAGCACCUGUGUCGUCAACUUCGACGAUGUUGAGGUCCCCGCCGAUCGGUUGCUCGGCAAGGAGGGCGAGGGCUACAAGUACGCCAUUGGCCUGCUCAACGAGGGACGCAUCGGCAUUGCUGCACAGAUGACCGGUCUGGCCCUCGGAGCCUGGGAGAACGCCGCGAAAUACGCAUGGAACGAUCGCAAGCAGUUCGGGCAGCUCAUCGGAGAAUUCCAGGGCAUGCAGCACCAGAUGGCACAGGCGUACACGGAGAUCCAGGCCGCACGUGCCCUCGUCUUCAACGCGGCCCGCAAGAAGGAGGCCGGCGAGGAUUUCGUGCGCGACGCCGCCAUGGCCAAGCUCUAUGCGUCGCAGGUUGCCGGCCGUGUGUCCGGUCAGGCCGUCGAGUGGAUGGGAGGCAUGGGCUUCGUGCGCGAGGGUCUGGCCGAGAAGUUCUUCAGGGACAGCAAGAUUGGCGCCAUUUACGAGGGUACGAGCAACAUCCAGCUGACGACCAUCGCGAAGCUGUUGCAGAGGGAGUACACUGCCUGA
Molecule: messenger RNA, 1332 nt
Organism: Lasiodiplodia theobromae
Lineage: Eukaryota; Fungi; Ascomycota; Dothideomycetes; Botryosphaeriales; Botryosphaeriaceae
Product: Short/branched chain specific acyl-CoA dehydrogenase
Exons: 4
Coding region: 1-1332 (443 amino acids)
Cellular component (GO): mitochondrion
Molecular function (GO): acyl-CoA dehydrogenase activity; flavin adenine dinucleotide binding
Source: RefSeq, a predicted model, not a curated record